GUCGUAACGUGCAAUAUCAUGUUCAGAUGACAAAGCAGACCUUAUAUUAUCGUCAGUCCUCUUGAAUGUUCAUUCAAGAGGACUGACAAAGAAUAGACUAAUUAUUAGGACUUAAGCUUUGGGCGCUCAGAUUGAAAUAGGAGCGCCCAUUGAAAAAAAUUGACACUCACUGGAGAGCGCUCAUUGGAAAGAUCGAAUCAUUACAGAUUUAUCAGUAUGGCGUAGAUAACGGUUUUAAACUGCAGUUGUAUCUGAGGGCUAUGGGUCACGUAAGGUCAAUUUUCAUUCAAUAAUUUUUUCUGCAGAGUUUGAUAUAUGUUAAUGCAAAAAUGUAAAAUGUAACUGGAAUUAGCAGUUACAAACACAGAUAUGGCUACUCGUGCACUGUUUCCAGAUCGAAUUGGAAUUAAAAAAGUGAGGACACAGAUAUCAAUAUUUUAACACUCAAAAUCUACGUCAUCAUAGGUGUUGAUGUGCUUGGUGAUAAAAAGAAAACAAGGGAUUCAUGGGAUAUGGGUUUCAAAGGAGAUUACAUGGACUUCCAAAACAACCCAUCUUUACAAAGCGUCAUAGCGGACACCAGAGUUGAAUUUGCGGCUGAAGUAAAGAAGUACUGCAGAGAUGGGAAGGAACAAGAUCGCAUCCUCGUUCUGACCGCGAGUUGUUUAUACGUCAUCGGCCAGUUGAAAAGCAAAUAUAAACCUGGAGACAACGCUUUCACGGUCAAACGAAAGCUAAAGAUGGCCGAUAUAUAUUCAGUGACAGUUAGCCCCAAUGAUGACUCUUUCUUUGUGCUUCAUGCCAAGGAAUAUGACAAUAUCUUCGAUUGCAAGAUGCUUCCAGAAGCUCUGAACAGAUUAGCGGUUGUGUUUCAACUGGAACGAAACUCUGAACUAAAGCUGAAUGUGACUGAGAAAGUCGAUUGUCAGAUCAAAGGAGGAGCUAUCCGCCAUGUUCAUUUCUCAACAACAGGGAGCUCUAAAUUAAAAACCUCGCCAUCGAAAAAGACUUUUACCAUUGCUGCAAACGUAGGUGAGUUUAAUGUUAGUAUUCCCGGAUUGAGUGGUGAAAGACGUGCGAGCAUUAGUCUGUUUGCCGACAAAGUCGCGCGGAGACUCAGCACUACAUACAGUGUUGACGUACCAGAUCCAAGCUCAUUUACGGCAGUCGCCAAGGCAAUAUUCGGCCCCUCUGGAGGAGGUGUGCAAUGCAAAGGAGUGUUUGUGGACCUUCCAGAGGGAUCCCUGACGUCACAAACCAAAGAGGUCUGUAUUCAGCUGUGUAAGGCCAAAACAGAAGUUGUUCCACUUGGUGACACGGAGACGAUUAUCAGCCACUUAGUCGAAAUAAGCCCUCAUGGAAAACCCCUUUCGAAGCAUGCAGUACUAAGUUUGCCAACCAAAGAAGCACCGAAGGUUGGAUAUGAACAGUUUCUUCGAUGGACUCCAACUCAAUCAGGAGUGAAAGCUAGCUGGAGUGACGUCUAUGCCUGCGGCAAUCAGAACCCUUGUGACGGAAAUCAAACUACUGUUGAAUUGAGCGAAGGGAAGGCAAGAGUGAACACCAUAGAAUUCGGAAUAUUUUGCAUUAUCUCCAGAGAAUCAAACGAGGAACAUGAGCCACUGAGAGAACGCAGCACUAGCGAUGCUAUAAGAGAAUUUAGUGGUGACGUCAGUACAGCCAAUGAACAUGACUUUCAGAGUGCUUAUAGUCUACUUAGUUCUCAAGGUGAUCAGACAGUUGAGGUAAAUAUUUCUGAUACUUACAGCACACCUGGCACAGUGAACGAUGACCCGUACACCACAAGCUCUCAUCAUAUGGAAAAGGACCGGCAUUCUACCGACAUAGGAAAAUCAUUUAGGCGGCGAAUUAGCCAUAAGUUCAAGAGAAGCGAUAAAAGUAAAGGAAACCUCAUCGCUCAAACAGAAUCUAAUGUUCUAAAUUCUGAGAGCAGCACUAUUCCACCUUCUCCUCUUAAUCCUCCCGAGCCGCCAGCUCCUCACUUUUCUGCUUCACCUCCACCGCCUUCUCCAUCUGAUCCAGCGCCAACCUCUCCUUCAUCUGACAUGCUGCCACCGCCACCUCCACCUCCUCCUCCUCCAGCACCUAGUUCAUCUGCUCCAGCUUCAGGGGAAGACAAUUCAUUUGCCGCCAUGUUACAGGCACGCAAGAAAAAUAUCAUUGGUUGAAAAUGUAUUAAUUGCCUAAUAAGAACACGUUUAGAUUUGGACUAGCGAAGCAUUGUCUGAAUUAAAAGACGUAUUAACACAAUAAAACGUGAUUUAAUAUAUUGUUUAUUUUGU
Orbicella faveolata is the source of this 2303-nucleotide messenger RNA. Its product is annotated as unconventional myosin-If-like. Gene Ontology annotation, biological process: actin filament organization; endocytosis. NCBI's taxonomy places the organism in Eukaryota, Metazoa, Cnidaria, Anthozoa, Scleractinia, Merulinidae. The record is from RefSeq and is a predicted model, not a curated record. Gene Ontology annotation, cellular component: plasma membrane; cytoplasm; myosin complex. Gene Ontology annotation, molecular function: ATP binding; actin filament binding; microfilament motor activity.